Molecule: messenger RNA, 1779 nt
Organism: Naegleria fowleri
Lineage: Eukaryota; Heterolobosea; Eutetramitea; Acrasida; Naegleriidae
Exons: 2
Coding region: 1-1779 (592 amino acids)
Cellular component (GO): nucleus
Molecular function (GO): RNA binding
Source: RefSeq, a predicted model, not a curated record
AUGUCUUCCUCAUCGUCAUCGUCCGCUGCUUCUGCUCACACCAUUACAACCAAGGGUGGAGAGGUGCUCUAUGUUCAUGUUCCGGAUUCAUCCGAUAAGGAGAUUGAAGAAUUGUAUAAAUAUGAAGAGGAGUUAAGCGAGGCUUUGGGAGGAUACAAGGGAGGCGCUGCUUCAGCACCUAAUUUGGAGAAUCAGUGCAAGCCAACUUUCCAGAAAAUUCUUGCCACUGUUUCACCUAACCAUUCCAAGAAAGCUAAGGAACUUGCCUGCCAAUUCAUUCCUAAAUAUGCUGCCCAUUUUCCAUCGUUAUCAACAGAAAUUUUGAAUAAGCAGUUGGAUUUAUGUGACGACGAAGAUAGAACUUUAAGAAUACAGGCAAUCAAAGGAUUACCAAAACUUUGUCAAUUGUGGAAUUCUCAAAUUCAUAUCAUCACGAGUGUUUUAGUUCAACUAUUGAGGGAUGCUGAUGCUGGCGAAACUCAAAUUUUGAAAGACUGUUUGAAUGAAUUGAUGGAUCUCGACGCAAAGACAUGCUUUGCAUCUGCUCUUCAACAAAUUGCUACUCCUUCUUCUGGUGAUGAAGCAAUAUUAAGAGAAAAGGCCAUUGAUUAUCUCUCUGAGAUUAUGAAAAAGAAACAUAUUAAUCUUCAAUUUGAAGACGAAAAGGUGCAAGAACAAUUCCUCAAGGAUGCCGAAAAGAUUUUAUCCAUAUUCACUUCAUCAUCAGAGACAUUUUCAAAUCACGAAAAGGAGGCUGAAAACAUGAGACUAUUUUUGUCGUUAAUUUCAAAGUUGAAAAUGUUCAAGAAUGAUACUGUAGCAUGGAUGAAGUUUCUUAAAAAACACUGCCCUGUUGAUGUUGAGAGCAAUCUCAAUUUGAAGGAUGAUGCUGACAAGUGGAAAUUACGUAAAUUCCUUUCUUUCCUUAGAGCUGCAAAGAAAGGAAUGACUGAACAAAAAGAAAAUUCUCCUUACUUCCCAUUCCUAAUGAAGCACGUAUUUCCAAAUCUCAAAGAGCUACAAAACUCAAAUGCAGAAGAUGACAAGUUACGUGUCGCCACAUUAAGAACUAUUGCAGAAAUUUCACAUUGUACAUCAGAAUACUACUCUCGCACGUUCAUACCAACCAUCUAUGAUGCUCUCAAAAGCGAAAUUCCAGAAAAAGCAGAUGCUUCUGCAAUGAUGAACUUUACCAAUAUUGAAUGCUAUCUGUUUAUUUUCCACAGAUUGGCCAUUAAGAGUCCUGGUUCUUUGAACGCAGUUUGUGGUAUUAAGAUUAUUACUGGUCAACCAUCAGACACAUUUGGUGACUUUAAGCAUCUUCGACAAGAGAUGAUUCAAAAACUUACUGUGCUGGAACAAAUCUGUUCUCCCUAUGUUGGUCGAUUGAAGUCUCUUGUGGCUCAAUUGAAGAAGGAAGGAAAAGAAAAGAAUGCGGAGGAAGUAAGAUCAAAAACUCAAAUAUUCAAAUGUAUUGAAAACGUUAUAACCCUCGCAAAGGCCCUCAAAAAACCUCGUCCUGAAUUUAUUCAAUUCUCUAACUUGAUGCCAAGUUGGAUUGCCAUGAGAAAGAAGUUAAAGAAGCACAAGAGAAAGUUCAGUAAGGAAGUGGAUGGUAAGGACAAGCAAGGAAAGAAAAAGAAGGUAAAGAGAGAGCACAACAGCAAUGAAGGAAACUCAAAAGCCUCCAGCAGCAACAGCAACAAUCAACAACAAAAGAGAGGUAAUAAUUUUAAAAGAGGAAAGGGCCAGAGUGGCAAGCGAGGAAAAAGAUACUAG